AUGGAAUCUGAUUUAGAAACAUAAAUUUAUUAAAUGAAUCUACAAGCUAUAAAGGAAGCUGCUUUAUAAUUGUAUUUAUUUUUAAUUAAACCAAUAGUAAAGAUAAACUUACAAAGACUCCACUUGCUGAUACUUUAAUAGAAGCUACAUCAAAUGAAAAUUGGAACACACCUACAAAAUUAUUAUAAGAGAUUUCAGAGGCAUCAUUUGGAUUGUAUAAGACAAGCAAUAAAAUAUAGCACAUAAUGUGAUACAAUAAUGAAAUUUAUCUGGAAGAGACUUGAUUCAGACAAUAAAGAAUGGAGAAGAAUUUUGAAAGUAUGCAUAAAAAUGCUAUUAGACAUUAGACACUCAAUUUGAUAGAUUAUUUGACUAAAAAUGGAGCACCACGUUGCGUUGGAGAGUUCAGAGAUUCUAUAUUUAAAAUAAGAAGUUUUUCAGAUUUCAUAAUAAUUGAACAAGGUUCUGAUAAAGGACUUUCAAGUAGAAUUUAAUCAAUAAUAUUAGUUCGAGAAAAGAGUAAGUAACUUGUUGAUUUACUCUGUGACGAGAAAUAAAUUGAAGAAGAACGAGAUAAUGCUAAAAAGAUUCGUGAACGUUUGGCAGGCAUCUUAUUUAAAUUUAUUAAAUUUUAGCUGCAGGAGGAAUUGGAGCUAUAGGAAGUAAUACUAAUUAUUAAGGUUAUGGAAGAGACACUUAUAAGAAUGACUCAUAUAAGGGAUAUGGAAAUGAUUCUUAAAUGAAUGA
Messenger RNA from Paramecium primaurelia, 747 nucleotides. The record is from the annotation of a GenBank genome assembly. NCBI's taxonomy places the organism in Eukaryota, Ciliophora, Oligohymenophorea, Peniculida, Parameciidae.